Zophobas morio is the source of this 932-nucleotide messenger RNA. It is a transcript of the gene Ccm3, whose product is annotated as programmed cell death protein 10. Gene Ontology annotation, cellular component: FAR/SIP/STRIPAK complex. The transcript has 5 exons. The coding region runs from base 103 to 735 and encodes 210 amino acids. NCBI's taxonomy places the organism in Eukaryota, Metazoa, Arthropoda, Insecta, Coleoptera, Tenebrionidae. Gene Ontology annotation, molecular function: protein kinase binding. The record is from RefSeq and is a predicted model, not a curated record. Gene Ontology annotation, biological process: regulation of Golgi organization; positive regulation of MAP kinase activity.
ACGAAAACACUCACCAAUUUGCACCUUUUCCUCUUAUCUUAUCAGUGCAUCUCACCACAAAAGCGUUCCUUUCAUCGCAUUCGGCCCUCCCAACCAAGAAAUAUGACAAUGGGCGAUGAAACACCCGUCACAUCGUUAAUACUUCCCGUUCUCAUACGCCCCAUUCUGUCCCAGCUCGAAAAGCAGGACAUUUCGGCGUCGCAGACCCUCAGAUCGGCGCUCACGAAGGCCGAAGCGUCGUACCCGGGCCUGACCCAUGACCUGGUUAUCGGGAUUUUGCACAAGGGGGACCUCACAGUUAACCUAAACGAGAGCAUACUGCGUCUGCAGGGGGCGGCGUCCGAAACAGACGUUGUGGAGUACCGGUUGAACCGCUCUGAAGACGCUUUCCAGGAGCUGAACAGGAAAUCGGCGGCGUUGAAGCGCAUUUUGAGUCGAAUCCCGGACGAGAUUAACGACAGGAAGACGUUCUUGGAGACGAUUAAGGAAAUUGCGAGUGCCAUUAAGAGGUUGCUGGACGCGGUGAACGAAGUGAAUGGGUUUAUUCCAGGGAGCACCGGGAAGCAGGCGCUGGAGCAGCGCAAGCGGGAGUUUGUUAAGUACUCGAAGCGGUUUAGUAACACUUUGAAGGAGUAUUUUAAACAAGGACUUGCUGAUGCAGUAUUCAUAAGCGCGCUCUACCUCAUCCACCAGACAAACAUGAUCAUCGCGACGGUUAAACAAAAGUGUGAAUAGAGUGUUAUUUAUUUAUUAGAUUGUUGAGUGGGUUUUUUAUGAGUUGAGUAAUUCCGCCGGCGCCAGCUGGACUAAACUACUCCUGUAAAGUAUAGAGAAGAGUGCAAAUGGCAGAUUUAUUUAAUUUAGAUAGUAUAUUUUAAGAUAAAUAUGUCAAAUGUAUUGAUAAAUAUAUAUAAAUUAAAUAUUUUAGGACA